Pseudogymnoascus destructans is the source of this 2618-nucleotide messenger RNA. RefSeq lists its product as uncharacterized. The transcript has 3 exons. Gene Ontology annotation, molecular function: protein binding. The record is from RefSeq and is a predicted model, not a curated record. NCBI's taxonomy places the organism in Eukaryota, Fungi, Ascomycota, Leotiomycetes, Thelebolales, Thelebolaceae. Bases 1 to 2553 code for a protein of 850 amino acids.
AUGGUCGUAAGGAGAAAGGACCCGUCUGGGUCUUUGUUAGCUUCCAGUAUGCAACCUUCUGUGGAAGAUGAUGUGCGUAUCGAUGAUUCCGACAAUUUGUCCGCACAAUGUGCGAGCUACAUGAAUAUGGCUACAAAUAUCAGAUCUUUCCUAGAUGAACUCCACCAGCAGACUUCGCCAGCUAACACAGACCUCGAGCACCACGGCAGCUAUGAAGAUAUGUCAAACACCUUGUCGGGGAGCGGAACAUUGCCACAUCCAAAGGGGAAGUACAAUGUCGAGCCCAAAGAUUCCUGGCCACAAAGGGGCAGAGUUUUGAGAAGGACCCGGAGGGUUCCCAAUCCACUUUCAAGAGCCGAAUCUCCAAAUCGAGCCAAUGAUGCAUCGAUUGAAGUCAACGUUCGGUUUAUGAAGAAAAGCCCAACCAGAAGAAGUGCGUUUUAUAAAGGCCGGUCGAGCUCCCUUGGUGAGUUAGAAGAUAUUGUUUUAGAACCUUUGGCGCCUGGCCGAAUGUGUGCCAGUGUCAAUGAAAUACUGGAAAGCGGCGGAGCCCCAGUCCCCUCAACUCGAAAGCCGCCCAUGAGAAGCACGUCCGACCAAUACAGCAUUAGAAGCAAGGAGAUUCCAUGGGCCACUCGUACCAGAAAGUUGGCCGCCACAAGCGACUCUAAGCCACGCUCUCAUGCCGAGACAGUCUCUGCUGGAGGAGUCAUACAAUCCGCAAGAAGUGGCCGGACACUUCAUCCAGAUGUGAAACGUUUACCCUCCUCGCCUCAGACACGGACCUCAAGUCACAAUGAACCAAAGGGCCGUGUGGAGAAGCCAUCGACAGCAUCGGUUCUUCCGCCAGAAAUAUUGACCAAGGUUUACAAGCGGCUCUCGCCUUCAGAUUUUAACUCUGCCAGGCACUCGUGUAGGUCAUGGUUCAUCAGUAGUUUGGAGCAUUCCUUAUUGGAGACAAUGCUGAAGCGAAGUCGGUGGUUUGCUAGCAUACAGCGAGAGUUGUUCAACAAUAAAUAUCUUGACGAUCACCUUCGCAUGACAGAUGAAUGGCUUAUGAGCAAGCACCUAGCUAAAGAAUGUGCUCUUGGGCCAGAUUGGCGGGGGAAUGGCAUACCAUCUCUACCAACAGAGAAAAGACCGACACACCCCAAAGGGGUAGCGAAUAAGACACCAUUCCGACUCAUCUCAAAACUGGAUUUUACCAAUAUGGGGAUUGAGCUGCAUUGGAUUGAUGCGUUGACAGGAGAGGGUCUAAACCGAUGGUUCCCACUUACAGCACCUAGCGACCACCUCUACUUUCUUCCUCCUAGAACGGGAGUAGAUUCAGCAAAGAAACUUCGCUUGGUGAGUAGCCAAGGCACACCAAGAGAGAGAGCCUCUGUGGGUGAGCGCUUCUCUGGGCACAAAAGGUCUAGCUUAUUCUCGGCCCAGGGCGGAUGGGAUGCUAACGACAUGUUCGUUAAUACGGAUAUUGAAUCUGAGUCUCGAGGCCGCAUCAUAAAUGGGAUCGAACAUUACCGGGCUGUACCUCUCAGUGACGGCUAUCAUCUGCUAUUCAUAGGUCCAAACUCUGGUGUUCUCUGCCUGGGAAGUGAUGCACCGUUUGGAGGACCAACAAAAUUGUUGACAAAGCUAUGGUUUUCUGGCCCCCUUGGUGAAGGCAGUCCAGUUGCCUAUGCAGCAGCCUGUGACCUUCGGUGGGGCGUCCGAGUUGUCGCGGCAUAUGGACUGGGUAAAGAACAAACUAUCUGGCUUUUCAGUGUCCCUAUAGAUGUAUUCACUGAUGGCCAUGGAAGAGGAGAGCAACCUCACAUCAUCAAUUCCUUUACUACCAUUAGUAGGGAAACGGCGAGGGGAAAUGCAGACUGGAUGCCUGUGUGGGGCAAUGACGGGGACCGCCUCCUGGAAUGGCCCACAUUCGGAUAUGGUAGCAGGACGAACACGAUGUGGCCACUGGAGGUUCGGGGCCAGCAGGUUGGUCAGUGCGCAGGACUCGUCGACUUAGCAAUUCACACUGGGUCAGGGGUUGGCGUUACUAUCUGGGCCUUUACCAGGCAAGGGGUGGCACUCACUUGGAAGCUUGACAGUGGAACGCCUCACCACGACCAUAUGCAGAGGUUAGUGGUGCAAGAUGGCACUAUUAGAGAAAUAGAUGGCAACGGAGAUAUCGAAAUGUGUGACCGACCUGCGUCACAUCCUGGUAGCGAUUUCGAUGCAACGCCCUCCCAACAGGAGCAGUUUGAUGGAACGGCUUCGGCCCUCUCCCCAAAGGUGACCAGGAGCUCUCGGCGCCGGCGCAACAGCUCGAGCUUAGAGCAAGAUGCUGAAGGGGAGGUGUUAAUGGAUAGUCUGCGUAAUCACGAAUCCCGAGUUGUCACUCAAGAUGUCCGCGAAGGAGAUUGUUUGAAGAGGCGUACUAGGUUUGAGACCGAUCAUUCAUUCGAGGCCGUUGCUAUGGCGAAUGAUCGCGAUGACCUCCACUACGGUUAUCGGCGUGAUUUGGUUGAGCAAUUGACAGGAGUGGCCAGGAUAGAUAUUGAGAUUAGGUAAGAGGGACAGAAGCAGCAUCUGUCUCUGGUUUGGUAUCAGGAAGUUGGUUAAAUUGUAUAGUUAUC